Molecule: messenger RNA, 864 nt
Organism: Capronia epimyces CBS 606.96
Lineage: Eukaryota; Fungi; Ascomycota; Eurotiomycetes; Chaetothyriales; Herpotrichiellaceae
Exons: 1
Coding region: 1-864 (287 amino acids)
Source: RefSeq, a predicted model, not a curated record
AUGCUCAGAUUUGCUCUUUUCCUCGUUGCCAUCCUUGGAUACCUGCAGGUCACUUCCAGCCUGGCAAUUGAAUCGAGGGGCACCACAACACGCUCUUGUGCAGCCCGACCUAGCGGCCUCUGGAAACCGUCGCCAGGCACGACAUGGGAUUACCAACUUUCCCACCCGAUCACGUCGGCAUCGUCAUUGAACACAUCGCUGAAAGUUUGGGACGUUGAUGUGUUCGACAACAACGCCACCACCAUCCAGGCCAUUCAAAGUCUAGGGCUGAAAGUGAUCUGCUAUUUCUCCGCCGGAAGUUACGAGGACUGGCGACCGGAUGCCUCCUCCUUUGACGCCGCCGACCUGGGCAGUGACCUCGACGGCUGGCCGGGCGAGAGAUGGCUGAAUGUGUCAUCCCCGGCCGUCCGCACCAUCAUGGAUGCCCGCCUCGACCUGGCUGUGCGGAAGGGGUGCGACGGCGUCGAUCCCGACAACAUCGACGGCUACGAGAACGACAAUGGCUUGAAUCUGACCCAAGACGACGCAGUCGACUUUGUCUUGUAUUUGGCGAAUCAGGCCCACUCUCGCAACCUGUCCGUCGGCCUGAAGAACGGCGGAGCCAUCCUUCCAGAUGUGAUCGACUGUAUGGACUGGAGCGUCAAUGAGCAGUGUGUCGAGUACAACGAGUGCGACGUCUACGCGCCCUUCAUCAAACAGAACAAACCCGUCUUCCACGUCGAAUAUCCCAAGGGCGACGACGUCAACAACAACGAUGACGUGAGCGAAAGCACGAAAGAAUACAUCUGUGGCGAUGCCUCCGCCUCGGGCUUUUCCACAAUCCUCAAAAACAUCGAUCUCGACUCAUGGAUCGAGACUUGUUGA